UCUCUCCAAGACUAGUUGUCACUUUUUGUAAAUGUAUCCCAAACUUUUUAAUUUACACGAUAACCCCUACAGUGUCUUAAAAACCAUGAAGAACGAGAAGGACCAAAAUGUGGAGACCAAGGAGACGAGCAGGAUCGGUGAGAGAGAAAGAGAAGACGAAGAUGAAGAAGAGAAGAGGAUUGAUACGUUCUUUAAGCUCAUCAAAAGUUAUCAAGAAGCACGGAAACGAAGAAGAGAAGAUUUGGCUGAAAAUUCAGGAGACGUGAGGAAGAAAACUAACGUCGGAGAGGCAUCCGGUGCUGUGGUUCCGGCGUUUCAGCCGGAAGAUUUCUCUCAGUGUGGUACGGAUGUGAAGCCAUUGAUGGCUGUAUCAGAUCACAAGGAAGGGGAUGUAAAGGUGAAAGAAGAGGAGGAAGAAGAAGCAAAGGAGGAAGAAGAAGAAGAAAAGGGUUUGGAUCUUAAUCUUGCAUUGUAAUAAAUUUAAUUUUUUUUGAAAUAUUCACUUUCACUUAGGAUUUGGGAUUUUGACUAAUGAAUAUUUCAAACGUGUGACCGAUCAAAAUAUAAUCAAAUCCUUAAAUGUAAAAUAAGCUAAAAACA
Brassica oleracea var. oleracea is the source of this 600-nucleotide messenger RNA. Its product is annotated as protein NIM1-INTERACTING 1. The record is from RefSeq and is a predicted model, not a curated record. Gene Ontology annotation, biological process: regulation of systemic acquired resistance. Bases 32 to 475 code for a protein of 147 amino acids. NCBI's taxonomy places the organism in Eukaryota, Viridiplantae, Streptophyta, Magnoliopsida, Brassicales, Brassicaceae. The transcript has a single exon.